AAAUGCAACACUUUCGUUGUAGAUAAAUUUGAUAGUUUAAGUCUAUUGUCUGGCCACAGUAAACAGUGUCUGAUAUAAUAUCGCCUAUGGUGAUCUGCCGUAGCCGUGCUAGUAAUGGAAUAAAACUGAAGCCUUCAUUGGAAUAAAUCUAACCUAAAACUUAUUUGAGCAAAAUGUCGGAAGAUAACUGUGAAGAGGAUUUUGGAUACCGAAAAAAUGCUUUGGCUUUGCGACUGCAGCAGAGGCGCUCGCGCAAAGUGCUAGCCGAACAAGGCAUAAUUCCCCCCCUGAAAAGUCCCGGAACUUACUUUGAACAAGUUCAGCGCUUGCAGCGAGCAAAGAAGGAAGAUUAUCUUAACAGGGCAAUUCAGAUUCGGCCUGACAGAGACAUGCUUGUACAAAAACAUAUUCUAGAAGACACAGUGGCUGCUGGAUCAAUUGUGGCAAGUCAGAAAGAUUUAAAGAAAGCAAAGUUAGUUGAUGAUCUCAAUGAUAAAAUUGCCUUCCGACCUGGGGUUAUUGAACUAGUGGAGCGUAACAUCUUCCCAGCCAAUGACGACAUACAUGAAGCUAUUAAAGGUGGUCAUGUCCAGUAUAAAAAGAUCGCAGAUUUUAUGGAAGAGGAUAGUAGUGAUGCUCUUUCACCCGACCAACACCCCCCUCUUACAUCAAGCCCACCUCUUAUACUACAACUUGCCACCACAACCACUGCCAUUGCAUCUGUUGACAAAAUUUCCUCCUUCCAGGCAAAAGCUGACCAUAACUUUUCAAAAAGUAGCACAACGUCAAUAUUCACUCAGGGAAGCAGUCACCCAUAUCUUUCAAGACAAACAUCGAAGGGUUCCAAGUUAAAUCAAACCAAUAUUGGAAUACCAAGAAUAUCAAAUGCAAGAAGGAAAAAAGAAAAACCGAAAAUGAAGAAAUUCAAAUACCAUCAAUAUGUACCACCUGAUAUGCAAGGAAAAGACAAAGAUCUUCCUAAUCUCCAAGGAGAUACACCUUAUUCACGACUCUUACAGCAACAACAACUUUACCUUCAGUUUCAAAUCAUGAAUAAUCAACGUGCCGCACAACGAUCCGCAGAAUCUUCUCAAAGUGGAUCGUUCCAACAACAGCCAAUGGUCCCUCCUCCACCACCAGUGGUGCAAUCCAUGAAAAUAGAGAAGCCACGGAAGACAAACACAGUUCUAACUCAGAACAAACUUGAUGAAAUGAAAGUUUCUGAGCUUAAGGAGGAACUGAAGGCACGUGGGUUGAAGGUAACUGGUACGAAAGAGGUUUUGGUUGAGAGGCUGAAGCCAUUUUGUGCAAGGCAGGACAAUAUGUUUUUGUCCGAUCUUUGUUCUGACGAGAGUAACUCUGCAUUCGACACUGCUGGCAGUUCGUGCAUGCUGAAUGAUCUCUCCUACCCCAGCAUGAAUAAAGAUGAACAUUCAAACUCCACGCACACCACCAACAGUGAACACAAUCCAUCAACCACAGCUUACUCCAUUGGCCCCUCAACUGUAUUCACGCAUAAGCUCUCACGGAUGCCGGUUCCCGAACAACAUAAGGUCGUCCUCAAACAGGAGAAGAUAACGAUGCCAACGUGGCAUCCCAACCCUGAACCUCAUCACACGGAGCAACCUCAGGGAUACGGGAUGAUGGAGAUAAGCAAAGACAAGAUGCUGGAGAAGCAGCAAAAGGAGAUCAACGAUCUUAAGAGGAUGGUGGAGCUUCACAGAUCACAGUUGCAGCAACUUCAGAUACAGAAGGAACUCGCCGCAAAAGCUCAGCAGUCACAGAGCAAACAACCUGAAGCUCAACUCUCAACUUCUUCGUUUGAGUUUCCAACAGCUCAACUUCGUUUCCACUCUUCCCACUAUAACACCAGUCACUCCAACUCAACGCAGAAUCAAUCGCAAAACUCGGAGCAACCGCCUAACUACGACCAAGCAUACGAGAUGUUGAACGACGGUCCGAUUGAACCACACCAUGAAGCAAACAGAGACAUGGAGGAUUUGCUUGAAUUGCUCACAGAUAGCGGGGAAAUUCCUCCCUCGCCAGUUGUGACCAGGCAGUUGUUGAACGACCAUGCCUCCUACCACGGUAUCAACCACAACUCUACCACACUUCAUCAUAAACCUGUUCCUAACAAUAACAAUUACUCGCGUCAACGUAACAGUAUAGAGUACAGCGUGAUUCUGCAGGAGCAAGCGCAACUGCAGCGUGAGGUGCAGAAGAACAGGGUGAAGCACCCACCCUCAUAUCCCACGAAAGCAAUGGGACAAUAUGUCGGUGAUGGGGAAGUAUCCGACCUUACAAAGAUGCUAGUGGACAGUGCGGGUGACGCGCUCAUGGACACAAGUAACUUUCCCCCUGUGAGUCCACAACAACAAGAGUACGCGAGACACAGCGCACGAAACAGCGUCGACUCCGGAAUCCUUUACUCUACUCCUCACUUCUCUCCCAUGGACACUAACAUGGACUCCAUGGGUAAAGAUAUGGUGAAUGACCUCCGCUUGUCCACUUCCUCGCUCGACAGCGGAGAACAAACACUCAACACGGUGAGUCUCUCGCCCAUGACGUCACCACGGGUCCGGCAUGCGAUGAGCGUCCACCCAAACUAUCAUCAUAUGUCGACUUCUCCGAGGUCAAACCACCAUCUAGUUAAGUCUGCUUCUCAGGAGCUUCUUUCCUCCAACGAUCCACCCCAACCAACCACCAACAAUUCACAGAUGGACAAUGAGCUUGGUUGGCUGGACUUAACUCUCGGGUCUGCUGUGGGAGGCCCACCCUCGCCCGGCGGCCCUUUCGGCAACAUUUCCUUCGAGGAAAACACCCCACAGCAUACGCGACACGCCGCUUACAACGGGGUACACGAGAACGAAAUGUUUACCGGCGGAUCGACGGGCGCCCUUAAUUACACCCCCAGCAGUAACGGUGCGGUGAUAGAUCCUCAGUGGGACUCGUGGGAAGGUCUUCUCAGUCCGAACUACAACACUUAGCGCGAACCAGGCAGAAUUUAGAGAAAUUCUGCUGGUGAAGGUAAGAGAAGGGCCCUCGGCACCAUGCCUGAGCAUUGCUGCGAGGACUUUUGUUUUCAGUUUAACGGUCGGCAGCGUCCGUUAGAUAAACACUCCCGCUGUAAUAUCGCGUGUAUAUAUGCAAGUGAAUUCUGCUUCUACUCCCUGUACGAUCAGUGCUUCCAGCUUCUGCACAAUAUACAUGGUUGUACUUCAUUACACCAUGCAGUGCCAUCAUGUUCAAGACAUGACCCUGUUCCACGGCUGCCGGCUCCUUUUUGAUGUACAAACCAAGCAUUGUAGUACAACAAAAAGUCCUGACCAGCGAAACCAUGUUCGAAACGUACCAACCACUUCCAAAGUAGUACAAAAUAAUCGACAAACAACGUCACUCUUUCUUUUUACGUUAAAAACACACAAAACCGAGUUAGUUUACUGUCCAACAACUCUAUUUUAGUACAGCUUAGAUCUAGUAGUUAAGUAUUUGCACUUCCUGCCUUUACAAGAUUUUAUGUUGUUGCACUUAUUGCAGAUAUGUUUCCGUUACACGGACGUUUCAUUUUACAAUUGUUUUUUUUUUCUACGGGAUUCUGAAAAAGCAAAAAGUUCGACCCAGCAAAAGCAUCGGUUGAUGCCACAACCCACACAUUAUAAAGUGAAAACUUUUUCUUUUAUUCUUUUUCUUUUAAGCAAGCACUAUUUGCCCAUUUUUGACUGCCUAUCCCGUGUAAAUGACAUCAUCAGUAGGUCCAUCGUUUAGGCAUUUUUAACGGACGUUUUGAAUAUUUAAUACUUCGUAACAAAAAUCUUGUUUAACUUGUUUUCUUUUUAACACCGAUCCUUCAAGAUACAAUGCAACCAUUCAACACCGAACUCAACCUGAAUAAUUAAUCACAGCAAAACAGUUUUCAAAAUUGCAAUGAAAUCACUCUAUAUGGUUGCUAUUGACGAAGCGCGUAUAUUUUGUUCGUUCGUGUGUUGUUUUGCUCGAAUACUUUAGUGCCUAUUGCGUUGCGUUUCCUUAUUCCAAGUUUCACCGUUUUUUUUGACAAACUGUUUGCAAUUGCUUUACUAACACUAUUUUCUGCUGCUUGUUUUGCUUCUUGUGCGGAAACCUGUUUUAUAGAUAGACUUCCUCUUUCGUAAGCAGUAUUUCGCCAAGAUAAGUUUUCGGUCGAAAUAGACCACUUUGCUUUGAAUGUGCAGAUUUUUGUUCCUGUGACGUCACUGGGGAGUCCCCGUUUCCUCUCCAGCAACCGUUGUUGUGAAAGAGCGAACAUCAUGCUUAAGCGUUGCAGUGCGACGCUGUGCUGCUCUGGGAUUACUGGCAUUUUCUCAUCUCCCUGUGCCUUAUAGCGUUGAUAUUAAAUCUACGAAUUAUACGACUUUUUAAUCAAA
Molecule: messenger RNA, 4403 nt
Organism: Ciona intestinalis (vase tunicate)
Lineage: Eukaryota; Metazoa; Chordata; Ascidiacea; Phlebobranchia; Cionidae
Source: RefSeq, a predicted model, not a curated record